AGUGAACCACAAAAAAAAAGAAAAGUAAUGGAAACGUAAUAUUCGCUAUCGAAGCAAUCCAUUAAGCUAACGUAGAGCUAGAUAACGUAACAACAAAGCAAAAACAACAAAAGACCCCAAGAAUUUAACAGCGCAGUAUUCUGAUAACGGAGUUAAAGAAAGACAGAAGAGAAAAAGAAGUGUUUAGGCGAUUGUUAGUAUUGUAAUUGCAGCCAGCAUCGCGCCCCAUUCGGGCAUGGUCUUGAGAUAAUGGUAGCGCCCAAAUAUGAACGCCUCAACACCGGCGACGGCAGCAACGACAACGGCCACAAUAGCGGCGUUGGCAGUGACGCCGAUGACAACGAUGACAACAACAUUGAGGAAGUCGAACUGAAGUUAGAGCGCCGUCAGCUGUCGUCGUCGACGCAUGCCAACUUUAAAUACGCCAGAAGUGGCAGCAACAGCAACAACGACGCCGAUAGCAGCAGCGGCAGCGUCAACGACGCCACGUCUACGUCCGCACAACAUCAUCAUCAUCCGCAUCAUUUGCACGAGGGAAUGGCUCGCCAUACGGAUGCACGUUUCAUGCAGAUGGCCAUCUCCACAUUGGUCACUGUGCUACUCUAUUUAACACUCUCCAUUGCAUUGACCUUCUAUCAGACGGACAUCAUACGGGAUCUGCCCAUUCCACUGACCAUUGUCACAUAUCAUCUGCUCUUGAAAUUCCUGCUCGCCGCCUUGAUCCGCAACAUCUACAAGAUGCGUGUGGGCAAGACGCGUGUCCAACUGGAUUGGCGUGUUGCUGUCAGAAAAAUGGCGCCAGCUGGCAUCGCGAGCGGCAUCGAUAUUGGCUUCUCCAAUUGGGGCCUUCUCCUUGUGCCCAUCUCUCUGUAUACGAUGACCAAAUCCUCGACGAUUGUCUUUAUUUUGAUUUUUGCCAUACUGCUGGGAUUGGAGCGCAAGAGUUGGACGCUGUUUCUGAUUGUGGGUCUGAUUGGACUCGGCCUCUUUAUGUUCACCUACAAGUCGACACAGUUCAAUGCCUUGGGUUUCAUCUUUAUACUCGUCGCUUCACUGAGCAGCGGCGUUCGGUGGAGUUUCGCACAGUUCAUCAUGCAAAAGUCCAAGUUGGGUCUGCACAAUCCCAUCGAUAUGAUCUUUCACAUGCAGCCCUGGAUGAUUGCUGCACUCUUGCCGCUCGUAUUUCUCAUCGAAGGUCCCAAGCUGCAUCAGGGCAUGCAGGAUAUUCAUCAUAUGUCCGAUUCGGACAUCCUUUGGAACAUUGCCAAGGUUACGUUGGGUGCUCUCAUUGCCUUUCUCAUGGAGGUCACCGAAUUCCUCGUGCUCUGCAAAACAUCCAGUCUCUCGCUCUCCAUUGCCGGCAUCUUCAAGGAUAUUUGCCAGCUCGCUUUGGCGGUGGCCUACAAAGGCGAUCAACUGAGCUCCAUCAAUCUGGUUGGCCUUGGCGUCUGCUUGGCCGGCAUCUGUUGUCACCUGUGGCACAAAUACACAAGCAUGGCGAUGUUGAAUAAACAACAGUUGGCUCUGCAGCUGGACAACGAUGGCGAGGAUAUGUCCGCUGAAUAUGAGUUCAACAAAAGUAAUUCCAGUGCAGGAGCGUCGGGUUCACAUGCCACACUUAGUGUGCCACUGUUGGAGCAAACCGAUUCGGAUGACGACUCAGCGAAUGAUUCGGCAAAUAAGCAAAAUGCAUCCGAUGUCAUUUUCGAUGUGUUGAAGCGUCGCGAAGUGUCGCAGCGAUGAGUUGUUGUGAGAAGAAACAAAAGAAACUGGCAGCCAGUCCCAUGUGUGAUUGUGUAGAUGGUCAAAGAUAUAAUCGAUUCAGAAUCAAAGCACCAUCUCUCUCUGUAAAUGUUGUAAAUUCGAAACAAGCUUUCACUUAGUGCAGCUAAAUUGAUCUAUUACCACAUGCAUUCUGAUUCUAUCUGUAUGUGUGUGUCCAUUAAUAAUUAUCUCAUGAUGAGUCUGCUUAGUGCAUCUAUCUACA
Molecule: messenger RNA, 1987 nt
Organism: Drosophila sulfurigaster albostrigata
Lineage: Eukaryota; Metazoa; Arthropoda; Insecta; Diptera; Drosophilidae
Product: solute carrier family 35 member C2
Exons: 4
Coding region: 250-1743 (497 amino acids)
Biological process (GO): UDP-glucose transmembrane transport
Cellular component (GO): Golgi apparatus; cis-Golgi network; endoplasmic reticulum-Golgi intermediate compartment
Molecular function (GO): antiporter activity
Source: RefSeq, a predicted model, not a curated record